Spirometra erinaceieuropaei is the source of this 375-nucleotide messenger RNA. Lineage: Eukaryota; Metazoa; Platyhelminthes; Cestoda; Diphyllobothriidea; Diphyllobothriidae. The record is from the annotation of a GenBank genome assembly.
AUGGAGACAACUUACCCCUUCAAGAAGACCGCGGAGAAAUCCCUGGGCAAGAAGACACCCGCCAGGUCAUAUCGUCAACUCGUGAAUAGCGACUACCAGGUAUGCGGACGUUCCGUCACGGGCUGACCUUCCUUUCUACCGUAGUACCAAUGGCCAGAAGGCACCGUUCUAUACCAACAACUGGAGGCCCCCCCGAGCCUUCGGCCCCAACUCAAGGUCUCCGAUCUCAGCGGGAUUCCAACAAACUUGAAGGACCCAAGGACAACUCUGCGUUAUGUCUCAGUCGAAGAAUACAGAAGAAUCGGUGAUUUGCCACAGGACAUUGUUAAGGGCUAUUUAUAUGUCAGGAAUGCCGCUACAAAUAAUAUUAUUUGA